Messenger RNA from Zophobas morio, 1426 nucleotides. RefSeq names its product NADH-ubiquinone oxidoreductase 49 kDa subunit-like. Gene Ontology annotation, biological process: mitochondrial electron transport, NADH to ubiquinone. The coding region runs from base 37 to 1395 and encodes 452 amino acids. Lineage: Eukaryota; Metazoa; Arthropoda; Insecta; Coleoptera; Tenebrionidae. The transcript is spliced from 9 exons. Gene Ontology annotation, molecular function: quinone binding; NAD binding; oxidoreductase activity, acting on NAD(P)H. The record is from RefSeq and is a predicted model, not a curated record.
AAAAAAUCCUACCGAAACAGACAAACAUAAUUCAUAAUGAACAUUACCAAUUUACGAAAAUGUCUUCCAAUUAAAACCAUUUUAUUCUCUCAAUCCCACCGCAAAAAAGCCUGGUACCCGGACUCCGAAUGGAUGAAACAAUUCGAAGGCCCCGUCAUGUACCCCGACGAAACCACCUCCAAAUUCAAACUUCCCCCAUACAACGCCAAAAAACCCCCCGUCGAAAAAAAAUUCACAACCAUGACCAUCAACUUCGGUCCCGUUCAUCCAGCCGCCCACGGCUGCCUCCGAAUGAUAACCGAAUUAGACGGUGAGAUCGUACGCAGCGUGUGCCCUCACAUCGGACUCCUCCACCGAGGAACCGAGAAACUCACCGAGUACAAAACCUACUACCAAGUCCUUCCUUACUUCGACCGCCUCGACUACGUCUCGCCCAUAUGCAACGAGCACUCUUUUGUUCUGGCGGCCGAGAAGCUGCUCAACAUCGAGGUUCCGCGAAGAGGCAGGUUCAUAAGGACGUUGUUUGCGGAGAUUACGCGCUUGAUGAACCACAUGGCUGUGACCUCGUUCUUGGCGCUGGACGUGGGGGCGAUCACGCCGCUGUUUUGGCUGUUCGAGGAGAGGGAGAAGAUGUUCGAGCUUAUUGAGAGGGCUUGCGGGUCGAGGAUGCAUGCUGGGUUCUUCCGGAUUGGAGGGGUUAGCCAGGAUAUUCCCAUUGGCCUCCUCCACGAUAUUAACAACCUCGUGUCGAAACUGAACGACAGACUAGACGAACUGGAGGACCUAAUUUCCAACAACAGGAUUUUCAUUGCACGAACUAAAAACAUUGGUGUUAUUUCAGCAGAACAAGCCGUCAAUCUGGGAUUCUCAGGGGUUAUGUUAAGAAGCUGCGGGAUCAAAUGGGACUUACGCAAAACCCAACCAUAUGAAGUUUACGACGAACUAGAGUUUGAUGUUUGUAUUGGUCAUGGUGGCGAUAUUUACGACAGGUAUUUAGUACGGGCUGCCGAGAUGCGUCAGUCCAUACGAUUAUGCGCCCAACUACUUAAUAAAAUGCCAGCCGGAGAGGUUAAAGUCGACGAUCACAAAAUUUCAGCCCCUAAUCGCAGGGAAAUGAAGAGUUCUAUGGAGGCUUUGAUUCAUCACUUCAAGCUCUUCAGUCAGGGGUUCCAGGUGCCGCCGGGGUGUGCGUAUGUGGCGACUGAGCACCCCAAAGGAGAGUUUGGGGUUUAUUUAGUGUCUGAUGGUAGCUCCAGGCCGUACCGUUGUAGAAUUAGAGCGCCGAGUUUUAUUCACCUGGCUGGGAUGACUGUUUUGUCAAAAAAUUAUUUUCUCGCUGACGUCGUUGCCAUUCUCGCUUCGCUUGACGUGGUGUUUGGCGACGUGGAUCGUUGAUUUGUGCUUUAGUUGUAAAUAAAAGGCUGUU